Paramuricea clavata is the source of this 3416-nucleotide messenger RNA. The record is from the annotation of a GenBank genome assembly. NCBI's taxonomy places the organism in Eukaryota, Metazoa, Cnidaria, Anthozoa, Malacalcyonacea, Plexauridae.
AUGCUCGGAUCAGCAAUCGGCUCACACGAUUUUGUCAAAACAUUUACUGCUGAAAAGAUCGAUGUUUUUGUGAAUGAGAUUGAAGAUCUUGCCAAAAUAGCAGAGCAUUACCCACAAUCUGCAUAUGCAGCAUUCUCGCAUUGUAUUGUGGGCAAAUGGAGGUACUUAAUGUGGACAGUCAAGGACAUUGAUAGUCUUUUUGAACCAUUAGAAGACUCAAUCAAUCAAGUUUUUAUACCUGCACUUACCGGAAGAAGCCACUGUAAUGCAGAUGAAAGAUCUUUCAUUUCAUUACCCAUACGUUAUGGGGGUCUAAAUAUCAUUAAUCCUAUUACCAACGCAAGUCAUGAGUAUCAAUCCUCGCAGAAAAUCAGCACGCCGCUCAAAGGUAUGAUAGUCAAGCAGAGAGAGUCGUUUAGUAAACCCCAAUUACAAUCCAUUAAGGCUAGUUUACGUCAGGAAAAGAAAGAGAGAAUGAAAGAUAUGUCUCAACAGGUGAGGGAACAACUGCCUCUGGCGAAGCAGAGAAUGAUGGAUUUACUUUGUGAAAAAGGAUCUUCAUCAUGGCUUUCGGCAUUACCAUUACAAGAUCAGGGAUUCAAUUUGAAUAAAGGUGAAUUUCGUGAUGCGCUAAGUUUAUGAUAUGGUUGGCAGUUGAAAAACACCCCUCAUUAUUGUAGGUGUGGAAAGUCAUUCUUAACAGAUCACACCAUGACAUGUCCUCUCGGUGGACUACCUAUAGCAAGGCAUAAUGAGAUUAGAGAUGUAACAGCUCAGUGGCUAAAUGAGGUGUGCUCUGACGUAGUAAAGGAACCACCACUUCAACAGCUCUCGGGUGAAAUUAUACUACCACAUACAGCCAAUUGUCAGGAUGAUGCAAGACUCGAUAUUAGAGCGAAAGGGUUUUGGAACCGGCAGCAAGAUGUAUUUUUCGACGUAAGGGUUUUUUCCACCCAAAUGCACCUAGCUACCAAAAUACCAGCAUACCCUCACUGUACAGGCAGCAUGAGAUGGUGAAGAAGAGAGAAUACAGAGAACGCUGUCUUCACACCACUUGUAUUCUCGACAACUGGUGGAAUGGGGAAAGAGACCGCUGUUGCAUAUAAACAUCUGGCGGAGUUGCUGGCAGAAAAACGAAAGAGUGAGUAUGGUAUCACUCUGGCCUGGAUGCAAUGCAUAUUAUCGUUUCCCUUAAUUCGAUCAGCUGUUAUGGCGAUAAGAGGCAGCCGAACCUCGGUGCGCUGAGACAUUGACACAACUGACAUUGAACUUUCUUGUAAAGAAAGCGGACUACAAAUUUGACUAGCUGUAAGAAUAGAACACUAUACCCUUUUUAAAAUAACAAUAGACACAUAAAACUAUAGACAAUAUUCAUUUUAAAGAUUUUUAGUGGGACAGAUUGUAUAUUUUUAUGUAUUUAUAUAGAAAUAAUUUUCAAAUAAAGUUAUUAUUUCGCUUCCUGUGUAUUUUAGUCUUUUUGAGAUUUUUAAUGGCACAAAGAUGCUGUUUUAAAAUAAACCGUACUUCUGCAAUCCAGUGUUUUGGAAUGUCUGGAUAUCUAACUGAAUCUGGUUUGUCUUGGUUGGAAAGAAAGCAAAUUCCUGUUUUCCCUUUCACGUUUCGAGUCAUAUUAACUGUUGUGCAAUAUGCAUCAGUAUUUAAACAGAGAAAGCCGCUUAUGAAGGAAACGAAACAUGGUUGUAUGUGUUUUGCGUUAUUGGAUAAACCAUUCCACUUUGAUAUGACAGUCUUUAUUGAUGUUGAGAGAAAUCCGGGUCCUCGAUUCGAAAUUUUGGGAAAGAAACAUGUUAAUUCUCAAGCUUUAGAGUCCCGCUCGACAUGCUUCGACGCUCUGGAUUUGCCAGUGAAAAUUAAGUAUUCAAGAACGGUUUUAUUUGCCUUUGAGAAUUCCAACCAGUGUGUUUGUAUUGAUCGUUGGUUAUUAUCCCGAUUGAAAUGUCUUGGUAUAAGGAGAAGAGUCGCUCAAGAGGGGGAAAGAAGCUUUAUAAGCCAUCAACAUCGUAUAUUCAACUUGUUACUUCCAACUGUAGAUGUUCUGCUCAUUUGUAUUCAAAGCCCAAUGGUGUUAAUUACUGUAACUUAAUUAACCUUCAACCAAAUGCAAAUCGAACUUCUCACAUUGUACCAAAUAAAAAACUCAACUUUAUAUCAGGUGUAAUCAAUGCAAGGUCUGUUUUGCAAUAAGACUCUACUAAUUAAAGACCUUGUUGUAGAGAAAGGAAUUGAUCUUUUGGGCAUUACUGAAACUUGGCUACAUCAGGAAGGUGAUGAUUCAAUUGUUGGUGACCUUUGCCCAACAGGUUACAAGUCCAUUCAUGUACCAAAAAGCAAUGGGAUUGGUGGUGGUGUAGGGCUCUUGUAUAGACAAAGUGUCAGGGCGAGAUUGAGAACUUGUGAACAUUCUUUCUGGUCAUUUGAAUAUUUGGAUGCUAGUUUCAUAAAUGUUGCAAAUGUUAGAGUAAUUGUUAUAUAUCGCCCGCCGGCUGUUGGACUAUCCCCCGAAAUUUUCCUGGAUGAUUUUUCAACUUAUUGGAAGAACUUAUUGUAUGUUCUGAAGAAUUGUUAAUCAUGGGAGACUUUAAUCUCCACAUAGAUGAUAUUUAUUGAGAAUACUCAAGCUGUUCGUUUUAUUGGUCUCUUGGACUCAUUUGGUUUGAAACAACACGUAGUGUCACCUACGCACAUUUUGGAUCUUGUAAUUACAAGAGAUGAUUGUGUGGCUUUGGAAGUGAGCAAUAUUUGUGUUCUGGAGCAGCCUGUCUCUGACCAUAAGCUGAUAUGGUUUAAUCUCAAUCUUGAUAAGCAAUCCAAUCAGCUGAAAAACGUUUGUGAGUAGGCAACUUCAGAACUUUGACUGUGAAUCGUUUAAUAUCAAAAUUACUUCAUCUGGAUUGUUGAAUAUAGAUGACGACACAAGUCUUUCGGUGCUGGUAAAUAACUAUCAUACCGUUCUGUGUGGUAUCGUGGAUGAACUUGCACCAGUAAAAACUCUAUCAAUCAUUGUUCAUCCAAAUGCAUUAUGGUAUAAUGAUGAGAUGACAGAUGCGAAAAAGAAACGACGAAGGCUUGAACGUAAGUGGCGCUCAAAUCGACUCGAUUGCAAUAGAGCAAACUAUCUGGCUCAGUGUGAUGUUGUUAACAAAAUGCUACAUAAGGCGAGAGAAGAAUACUACUCAACCAUCAUACGUGAUAACACACACGAUCAAAGAGUACUUUUUCAAACAGUGGAGAAGUUGUUACAAAAAAGCUUGGAUAGACGUUAUCCUUUGGCAAAUAGUGAUCGCAAGCUCGCUGAUGCAUUUGCUGAUUAUUUUGUCAGUAAGAUUGAUGGUGUUCGACAGGACGUAUUAGCCAGAAAGAACAUGGCUAGGAACUCCCCGGGUAAAAUUGAUGAA